Pleurotus ostreatus (oyster mushroom) is the source of this 1473-nucleotide messenger RNA. It is a transcript of the gene RIB1, whose product is annotated as GTP cyclohydrolase II. Lineage: Eukaryota; Fungi; Basidiomycota; Agaricomycetes; Agaricales; Pleurotaceae. The transcript has a single exon. The record is from RefSeq and is a predicted model, not a curated record. Gene Ontology annotation, biological process: riboflavin biosynthetic process. Gene Ontology annotation, molecular function: GTP cyclohydrolase II activity. The coding region runs from base 1 to 1473 and encodes 490 amino acids.
AUGCGCCAUCACGGUUCCGAAUGUUGUGCAUCCGACGAUGCCUUGCUCGAGGCGCUCACGGGACCCAUUGCACCGUCGCCCAAGUCGGUCUUGGGGAGACGGGACGCCGCACUCGACCCCCUGCUCAUCGCGGCAGCAUUUGCAUCGGGCCCGCAUGUCACCAGGAACCACUACCACCACGAUUUCUUUCCCGGUGUCAUGAUGCCACAGGAAGAGGGGGGCAUCGACUGGUCGAAAUUUACCGGCGACGACGCCGCAGAGAAGGAGGAACGCCGCCGUAGACUAGUGUACGUCAGUCGACAGGCUCCCCGUAGCAAACGACUGCAGCACGAGUCCGAUCAGGAUGGGAAAGAGAACAACGUCCCAUGUGGCAAGACGAACAAUCUCCCACUCGCUACUCCAAAAAAGCGCAGGCAAUCAGUAGCCGCCGCCACGGGCACGACGAACGAGAGUGAAACCGCCCCGUCGACGUCCGCCAUUCCUCCACCUGUCGUUGUGAAAUGCAUGGCUCGUACCCGUAUCCCCACCCCGCAUGGCCCAGCAUUCCUCCAUCUCUACCACAACAAUCGCGACAACAAGGAGCACCUUGCCAUUGUCAUCGACCCAGCGCAACUCACGGACACGGUGUCAUCUUCAUCAGUGCCCCACAUCAGAUCCCAGUCACUAGACUCCGUUUGGAGCGACUCCGAAACUGAGAUGGAUCGGAUCACUCGAGGUGCCUUCGUAGGCAAGCUCUCGCCCACGAAAUUUAAGGCUGCCCCACCCGUGCCCCAGCGACUCAAUACCAACAUCCCGAACCACGCGCCGCCGCCCCUCAUUCGUAUACACUCAGAGUGCUUCACAGGCGAGACAGUCGGCAGCAUGCGAUGCGACUGUGGCGAGCAGCUAGACGAAGCCAUCCGCCUCAUUUCGCAGCCGAUACCCCUUCCGACAUACCCACCUACCCAAAUUCCGGGAAGGGGCGCCGUGAUCUACCUCCGCCAGGAGGGCCGCGGCAUCGGCCUUCUCUCUAAAAUUCGCGCGUACAACCUUCAGGACCUCGGUCACGAUACGGUCACCGCCAAUAUCAUGCUCGGACAUAAAGCGGAUGAGCGGGGGUACGAGAUUGCUGGCGCGAUACUUCGCGACCUCGGGCUGGGCUCGGAGCAGAGCGGGGAGGGCGUGCGCGUUCUGACGAAUAAUCCCGACAAAAUUCAGGCGUUGGCAGAUGAAGGCGUCAAAGUUGUCGAGCGCGUGCCGAUGAUACCUCGGAGCUGGAAAGCCAGAAACCCCAACCUUGCCGUAGUGUCUCCGCACCUUGGCAUCGAUGGUCUUCCGAAGGAUGCUGGCGUUGACAGCUUUGGCAGAUCCACUGGAGCGACACUUAUUGGCGGCGGCGCGGUGCACGGGGAGGACCUAGACAAAUAUUUAAGGACGAAAGUGCUAAGAAUGGGACAUAUGUUACCACUCUGGCUAGAAGAUCCAGAACUCUGA